AUUUUAUAAAACUACUUACAAGAGCACGUGGAAUACACUAUUAAACAAAGCCAUAGACCAGUUUGACCUAUUACAGAAUUAUGGUUCAACUAACAGUGGACCUAAUUGCUAGAAGCAUCAGUCACAAGAAUCUCAGUGAAGAGAACUUUGGACAGUAUCUGCGAAAAAUAACUCAUCUGAAUUUAUCAGACAAAAAUAUAGAUGCAAUUGGUGACCUCUCUUUGUGUAAAAAUCUUAGAGUUCUAUAUUUAUAUGAUAACCAUAUCAGCCAAAUCCAGAACUUGGACUUUGCUUCAAAUAUAACACACCUUUACCUUCAGAACAAUUGUAUUUCAUGUAUAGAAAAUCUCUCAUUGCUGAAAAACCUUGAAAAACUGUAUCUGGGUGGCAACUGCAUCACUGUAGUAGAGGGUUUGGAUAAAUUAGAAAGAAUAAGAGAGCUACAUAUUGAAAGUCAAGAUCUCCCUCUUGGUGAAAAGCUUCUGUUUGAUUCAAGAUCUCUUAGGUCCCUGGCAAAAUCUUUGUCUGUGUUGAAUAUCAGCAAUAACAACAUUGAUGAAUUAGAAGAACUGGCAGUUUUGGAAAAUCUUUCUUAUUUUAGAGCAGUUGACAAUCAGCUUCAACAUAUGAAGGAUUUGGAGGUUGUGUUAACCAGAUGGACAAAGCUACGCAGAAUGGAUCUUACAGGAAACCCUAUCUGCCAAAAACCAAAAUACAGGGACAGGAUUGUAGUACAGUCACGAACUCUGGAAUCCCUUGAUGGGAAAGAAAUUAAAGAAAUGGAAAGACAGUUCCUAAUGAAUUGGAAAGCCUCCAAAGCUGCCAGGAAAAAAAACAAAGAAAGGAUGACAAAUGAACAUGCAGCCUAUCUACAUUUUUCUGACUAUGAAACACUUUAUCCUAUUCUUCCCUUUCACUACAGUCACUCUGUGAAAGAAAACCCCAAUUUUUUAGUUUUGUCUGAGAUACACAAGGUUAAAAGUAAACAUCUGCCCAGAAUCCUGGAAAAAAAAUAAGUCAGAUGAAAAUUCAGGUUGAUGAGGAAUCUGAAGUAAAAGCAGACAUAACUGGAAUUCUAAAAGCCAGAAGUUACAGGAUGUGAAGAUUUUGCCAUUAUUGGAUUUUUUUUUUUCCCUUCAAAUCUCACAAAGAAAGGUACUGGACUCCCUUUUGGAUAUGUCAUCUGUGUCUUUGUGGUCUCAAACCCAGGCAAAAUGGUCUGUUGAAUAUAACACUGCCUUUUAAGAGCAUUCAGAAAAAUAAUCUGUUUAUUUAGAAGCAAUUCUUUGUAUUGAAAGCAUAUAAAAACAUCAGCACGCGGUAGGCUCAACUGGUUGCCUAGUACGUAAAGUUCCAUGGGAAAGGAGUUGUUCUUACGCAGUGUCUUACCUAGUUUGUGACCUGAAUACCCGAGUAGCUGCUUCUUUCCAUAUAUGAUACUCUUAGCAGUUAUGCAGGGGCAUGCUUAUAGUCUCUUACUGCAAGAAGAAAGGAGCUAUUAGCACAUGAUUUUGGAGAGCAUCUGUACUCCUAAAAAAUAAUUUCCAUCAUUUGGAUUUUUCCAAGUUCUGGUGAAUAAUGUGGAAUAGUCAGGAAAAAAAUGUACAAGAAGAUUAAUCAUGUCUGUACUGAUUAAUUUUUGGAUUGGGAGUAUUACACAUUAAUUUUACUUCCAAUUCUGUUUUAAGUAACCGGGACUUGAGUUUGGCUGCUUUGCAAUAGUUGGAGUAAUUAAAUGGACACUCAAGACUUCUGAUAGAGGAAAAUUCCAAACGUACAGAUAAGGAAAGGAAAGCCCAGAUUGUAAAUUGCCCUUGGAAUAAAACCUUUCCUAAUGGAGGUCUUCUGUAUGAAGGUCAGUUCAGCAUCUUAUGCCUAAGACCCUCUCUGAAAUAAGAAAGGACUUUUUCCUGAAUAAGGAAAUCAGGAUCUGUCUUUUCCCAUUCAAUGUUUUGUGUAUUUAGUUAUCAUUUAUAUUUUAAUGCCCUUUGAUAAAGAUAAUUCAAAUAAAUUUAACUCCUGCAUGCACUCUACCCUUGAAUAACAAGGUCUUUAUCUUCAUUAUAAAGAAACAGAUUUCCAAAACUAACAUAGGAAAUGAAUGAUACUAUAACCCUGAGGUGCCACUUGCUUCUGUUAAAGCUAGUCAGUCAUUUGCCUUGAAAAUAAGAAAAUACAAAACAGUGAAUAAAGCUCUGAUAUGUAGCUGCAGUUAUUAGUCCAUUACUGAAAUUAGUAUUAAUCAAGCAUGAUACUUCUUGGUUUAGCUGUUGUCAUCAAUGAUAUUCAGGUCGAGGAAGACAGAAAAACAUACAUUUAAAAAAGUUGCCUCUUGUUUAGGCAAUUCCCAGCAAAGAAUGUCAUACUUUUGGUGAGCACAUUUGAAGUGGCAGCUGCUGACUCAAUGUGGUGCAUUAGUCACCUCCUGAUCUUUAUAGCACAGCAUUAUCUUUCCACCUUACACUUCCCUCUGCCUUACACACACCCAUUCAAAAACAUUUAAUGGAUUUCUAAUAUUUCUCAACAUGGGUUAUGCUCUGUAAGCCAUCUAGAGUGUGAUUUAUUUUUCAUAGGUUCCGAGUAUUUCUGGCUUAAAGAUUUUAGUUUCUUGUACAUU
Molecule: messenger RNA, 2617 nt
Organism: Athene cunicularia (burrowing owl)
Lineage: Eukaryota; Metazoa; Chordata; Aves; Strigiformes; Strigidae
Gene: PPP1R42
Product: protein phosphatase 1 regulatory subunit 42
Exons: 8
Coding region: 81-1016 (311 amino acids)
Molecular function (GO): protein binding
Source: RefSeq, a predicted model, not a curated record